AUGUCUGAACAAUACUCCCCAAGGUUAUCUUUCACGGAUGCAGGAUCACUUCCAUCGGACUCAGUCUCGCGCUCAGACCCUGGGGACAUCAGCGCGGCAUCCUCGUCGAGAUCUCCUUCCCAUCACAGGACACUCUCAAGAGUAACGGCUUGGCUGCGCGCUUGCCCCUUCGCGUCUGGGAUAAUUCGCGAUGUUAGUUCGCGCGCACCAUAUUAUGUUAGUGACUGGCAGGAUGCGUGGAACUAUAGAGUAAUUCCUGCAAUUGUCCAGAUAUUCUUUGCCAAUGUUCUGCCAGGCAUCGCUUUCUCCCUAGAUCUCAUAGAGACCACUCAGCAGUAUGGCGUGUCAGAAGUGCUGCUGUCGUCUUUCAUGGCGGCGUUCGUCUUCUCCGCCUUCGGCGCUCAACCCCUUUGCAUAGCUGGGGUGACAGGACCUAUCACCGUCUUCAAUAAGACCAUCUACAACAUCAUUGAACGACACCCCGAUCCUCCUGAAUAUCUACAUUUUGUCGGCUGGGUGUAUCUAUGGGGCGCAAUUUUGCACUGGAUAACUGCGGCCCUCAACUGGUGCAACUUCCUGAAGUAUGUCACACUCUUCUCGUGCGAUACAUUUGGCUUCUACGUAGCAUGGGUCUACCUCCAGUACGGCGUGCAAGUUGUAACUCGAGAGUUUUCCUCGUCAAUCACCUCGGCCUCCACUCUAGACGGAGCGUUUGUCGGCAUCGUCCUCGCCCUCCUCAUGCUUGUUACGUCUUUCGUCUUCCGAUCGCUCUCUCAAUCACCGUACUUCCAUCGCCACGUCCGUCGCAUUUUCGCAGACUACGGCAUGCCCGUCGCGCUGAUUGCUUCCUCUGCGAUGGCGUACUGGGGGCGGUUCAACCAGGCAAACCCGAGCACCCUACCUGUUGGUCGGGCCUUCCAGCCAGCGAACGGUCGAGAGUGGUUGGUGCGGUUCUGGCAGCUGGAUGGGAAGUGGGUGGGGAUUGCAUUCCCCUUCGGCUUCGUCCUCUGGGUUCUAUUUUUCUUCGAUCAUAAUGUUUCAUCUCUGAUGGCUCAGAGUACACACUUCCCUCUGCGCAAACCACCAGGAUUCCACUAUGACUUCUUUUUGCUUGGCAUCACGACUUUCAUCGCCGGAUUACUCGGUCUGCCUGCUCCGAACGGUCUGAUCCCGCAGGCACCCAUACAUACUACGUCCUUACUCGUCAUGGGAUACCCUUCGAAGAGAGAUGCUGAGAACGUAGAGGAGUCUGGAUCGUCUUUCCCCCGUCCGUCCCAGACACCGAACGAGCAGCUACGGCCCGAGAAGGCUCGACAGCAAGACAAACACGAAAGAGAGGUGCAGCAUAUACAUUCCCGUCAGCCGUCUCUACUAGAACCGGAUCCCGCAAGACCUCUAAGCGAUACUUCGUUUAAAGAAGUGCCAGUUGCUGUUGUGGAACAGCGAGUGUCUAAUUUAGCGCAGGGUGCUUUGUGUCUUGUAUUACUUACAGGACCUUUCCUGCAUGUCCUGAACCUGAUCCCGCGAGGUGUUCUUGCCGGUCUAUUCUGGUAUAUGGGUAUCGAUGCCCUGCAAGGCAACGGCAUCACGCGCAAAAUACUGUAUUUCUUCCGUGACAAGGCGCUCACACCAGUAGAUGAACCUCUCCGCAGAGUACGGAAGUCGCGCAUCCUGCUCUUCGUCAGUGUACAGCUCGCUGGGUUUGGGGCAGCUAUGGCAGUCACGCAAACUAUUGCGGCUAUCGGAUUCCCUAUAAUCAUCCUGUUGCUAAUCCCAUUGCGGACACUUUUGAUACCUCGACUGCCAUUUUCUGACGAGGAGCUUGCUAUUCUCGAUGGCCCCACCGCCUCCCCGUUCACGAUGGAAUCUGUUGGAGGGACUAUCUCAUGA
Messenger RNA from Sparassis crispa, 1890 nucleotides. Its product is annotated as Putative transporter. Bases 1 to 1890 code for a protein of 629 amino acids. Gene Ontology annotation, biological process: monoatomic ion homeostasis; transmembrane transport; monoatomic anion transport. The transcript has 7 exons. Gene Ontology annotation, molecular function: solute:inorganic anion antiporter activity; borate efflux transmembrane transporter activity. The record is from RefSeq and is a predicted model, not a curated record. Gene Ontology annotation, cellular component: fungal-type vacuole; plasma membrane. Lineage: Eukaryota; Fungi; Basidiomycota; Agaricomycetes; Polyporales; Sparassidaceae.